Molecule: messenger RNA, 486 nt
Organism: Equus caballus (horse)
Lineage: Eukaryota; Metazoa; Chordata; Mammalia; Perissodactyla; Equidae
Product: polyunsaturated fatty acid (12S)/(13S)-lipoxygenase, epidermal-type
Biological process (GO): arachidonate metabolic process; lipid oxidation; lipoxygenase pathway
Cellular component (GO): plasma membrane; cytosol
Molecular function (GO): arachidonate 15-lipoxygenase activity; arachidonate 12(S)-lipoxygenase activity; iron ion binding
Source: RefSeq, a predicted model, not a curated record
CUCAUCCCAAGCAGUGAGCACAGGUGGAGGGGGCCAUGUGCAGCUGGUCCGUCAGGCCAUGGCCCAGCUGACCUACUGCUCCCUCUGUCCUCCUGACGAUCUGGCUGACCGAGGUCUGCUGGGAAUCCCAAGUGCUCUCUAUGCCCACGAUGCUUUGCGGCUCUGGGAGAUCAUUGCCCGGUACGUGGAGGGGAUCGUCCACCUCUUCUACCACAGGGAUGACACCGUGAGAGGGGCCCCUGAGCUGCAGGCCUGGUGUCGGGAGAUCACUGAGGUGGGGCUCUGCCAGGCCCAGGACCGAGGUAAAACCCCUCCCCAGAGACAGGAGCUCCUCAGAGACUCUGCCCAGAGCCCCUUCUCAGCCCUGCCCUUCUGGGUUCAGGACCCCGACCCCUCAUCACAACCCCCUCUCCAGCCAUACAUGAAGCAUCUGAAUCCCAUUCCCACCUCCUAAGACCCAGGACAAUUCUACAUACCAAAGGUUGU